Molecule: messenger RNA, 1216 nt
Organism: Chanos chanos (milkfish)
Lineage: Eukaryota; Metazoa; Chordata; Actinopteri; Gonorynchiformes; Chanidae
Gene: cyb561d2
Product: cytochrome b561 family, member D2
Exons: 3
Coding region: 72-740 (222 amino acids)
Cellular component (GO): endoplasmic reticulum
Molecular function (GO): transmembrane monodehydroascorbate reductase activity
Source: RefSeq, a predicted model, not a curated record
GUCUGUGUGUCAGUCUCCGAAACUGAUGCUUCUUAAUCUCUUCAGUAAAGUGGAGUAGGCACGGGGGAAUCAUGGUAUCGCAUACAGAAUCCGAAUCACGAAUAUACAGUUAUGCCAGGAUACUGUCCGGGAUUUUUACGCAUGUAAUGUGUGCGGCUUUCACUGUUUUCGUGUCAGUACUGGCAAAGCCGGGGUCGAGUUUGUUUUCGUGGCAUCCGUUCUUGAUGACACUGGCGUUUUCGUUUCUUAUGACCGAGGCCCUUCUCAUCUUCUCUCCACAUUCCUCUCCUGCUCGGAAGUUCCCACAUAAAACCAAAGGACGGCUACACUGGAUUCUACAAUUUCUCUGUGCCUCUUGUUCGGUCCUGGGUCUUGGAGCCAUUUCCUACAACAAGCAUCUAAAUGGAAAGCCCCACUUCACCUCUUGGCAUGGACUAGUUGGCCUGGUUACAGUGUGUAUUGUAGGGAUGCAGUCAGUGGGUGCUCUGCCUUUGAUCUAUCAUAAGCUGGCCAAAGGCUGGUCACUGGCCAAGCUUAAGCGUUACCAUGCUGCUUCUGGUCUUAUUACCUACCUGCUGGGAAGUGCCAGCCUUUUACUGGGUAUUUGUUCUCUCUGGUUCACUGCUUCUGUGACUGGAAAUUCCUGGUACCUGGCAGCACUUUGUCCAACCUUCAGUGCAUUCGCCAUCAUGAGCCAGGUCACAAAUGCUUAUAUGGCCAAGAAGCGUUUACAGUCUUAAUGCCAACAUUGCCAAAGGAUAUAUUUAAAAAAUGAAUCAUCUUGGAAUAACUACAGACAGUGUUGCUGGUGUUGACUGAAAACUUGACCACACUGAGCUGAUGUUAAAGAGGGAGGCUCACCAGUGUUUGCUAUAAUGUACCUUGAUAAUGAUUCAGCAUAAUUUACCAUGCCAUUUUAUGUACCUUAAACUAUUACUAAAAUCAGGGACAAACUGUACUGUCUAGUCAUUUCUAUGUUUAAAUUACUGUCAUGAAAAUGCUUACACUAUUGCUUAUAACUGAAAAAAUUGCUUAUAUUUGUGUAUGGCAGAGUGCUAUUGGCUGAGAUUUGAUACAUGCACAUACUGUAUACUGUAUGAUUUGAAAUCUUAUUUUUUUUAACGAUGUCGUGAGGCAUUGCUGAUCAUUAUUCUUGUGUAUUUAUGUAAUGUGUCAAUGCGAUUAUGUGACUAGGCAAAUGCCGAUAAGCUGUCUG